Australozyma saopauloensis is the source of this 2511-nucleotide messenger RNA. RefSeq names its product Dap2p (gene DAP2). Gene Ontology annotation, cellular component: plasma membrane. Gene Ontology annotation, molecular function: dipeptidyl-peptidase activity; serine-type endopeptidase activity. Gene Ontology annotation, biological process: proteolysis. The record is from RefSeq and is a predicted model, not a curated record. Bases 1 to 2511 code for a protein of 836 amino acids. The transcript has a single exon. NCBI's taxonomy places the organism in Eukaryota, Fungi, Ascomycota, Pichiomycetes, Serinales, Metschnikowiaceae.
AUGACGUCCAUAGAUAUUGAGCGCUGGACGCAUAAUGACAAAAAAACUAUCUCACGAUCGUUCCUCUAUGGGCUCACUUUGCUUGUUGGUCUCAUUUGGGGGUCCGUUCUUCUUGUUUCGUCGGUGAAUACUUUGGUAUCAUUAAAAGACGAACUGGUCAUUACCACAGCUGUGAACCACAUAAAUGAUGAUUACUCGUGGCAAAAAUCUUCCUCUAAGCAUCAGUUGACUCUCGAGACUUGGAGGAAAGGAACAUUCAGACCUACUUUCCAGCUGAUACAGUGGAUUCAGAGCCCCGAGUCUGUCCACAAUGACCAAGGAACCUAUCUAGUGAAGGAAACUUCUGACAGCGACAAGAAUGCCUACGUAGUGAAAAGCAUUCUUGAUGACAAAUACACCCAUACUUUGUUCAGUGGAUCGUCGUUCAAGUAUCAUGGUGUCGAAUAUAAAGUGCACGACUUACAAGCCUCGCCAGAUUUGACUCGCGCCGUAAUCAGAACUGAUUGGGUUCACGGCUGGAGACAUUCGUCCUCGGCACUUUUUUGGAUAUUAGAUGUUGAGAGUCAGCAGAUUGUUCCUCUUUUUAACACAAAUGACAAAAUAUCCUUUGCCUCUUGGUCGCCAACAUCUGAUCACAUUGCUUUCGUUUACGACAACAAUAUUUUUGUCAAGGAUCUCGCUUCAGGAACUAUAUCUCAGCUUACCUUUGAUGGCAGUGCUGAUGUAUUCAACGGGAAGCCAGACUGGGUGUACGAGGAAGAGGUAUACGCUUCAGAUCGCGUCUUAUGGUGGUCGCCUGAAGGCGAUAAGUUUACUUUCUUGAAAUUCAACGAUGCCUCGGUUCCUGACUUCCCAAUUCCAUACUAUGUUCAAGAUGGUCACGACGAAUAUCCAGAGAUGGUGUCUUUGAAAUAUCCGAAGCCAGGCUAUUCCAACCCCAUUGUUGAAUUGGUGGUUGCUCAGCUUCCUAAAUCUUCGGGUUCGGCGUUCAAAAUGUACAACGUUGAUUUCUCCUCGUCUGAAAUAAAAGAAAGAUUGAUCACGGAGGUUCUCUGGGUUUCCAACACUCAAGUACUUGCCAAAAUUACAAACCGUGCAAGUGAUGUUCAGGAAGUCUACUUGAUUCCUUCCGAGCAAGACCAGCAAGUUUCAAUCGUAAGGAGUCUCAAGGCCUCAAGUGGAUGGUUUGAGGUCAACGCCAAUGCCAUGUUCGUACCCAAGAAUGCUUCUUUGGGUAGAUAUGCCGAUGGCUAUAUUGACCUUGUUGAGAAGGACGGUUUCAAUCACUUAGCUUACUUCCUGCCUCCUGAAAGCUCGAAUCCUAUCUUUCUUACAGGAGGACAAUGGGAAGUUCUAUCUAACUACGUGGAUUUACAGAACAAUAUUGUUUACUUUACUGCUACAAUCUCAGCUUCUGUGGAACGCCAUUUUUACUCAAUUGAUUUGCUCCAUAUUUUUCACGAACAGGGUUUGCCUAAAAUUAACCCAAUAACAAAUGGAACAAAAUGGUAUGGGGGCUCAUUCUCUUCAGGCUCCAGAUUCUUGCUCUUAAACGAUCUCGGUCCUGAUGUACCUCUGCAACGUCUUGUCGAUUUGCACGAAAACAGGGUCGUUAAGACAUUAGAAACCAAUGAGCAUAUCGCAAAACUGAUGACAGAAUACGACUUGCCAAAGGCCAAUGUCUCGGUCAUUGAUUUAAUUCCAGAUGGUAACAAAGGAAAAUCUAUUAAGGUAAACACUGUGGAAAUUUUGCCGCCAAACUUCGACCCAUCGAAGAGAUACCCGGUUCUAUUCUACGUUUAUGGUGGCCCUGGGUCGCAAUUGGUUACACAAACUUUUGCAAUUGAUUUCAGCCACGUCAUCGCAGCUCAUUUAAACUCUGUGGUUGUCACUGUCGAUGGACGGGGUACCGGGUUUAACAACUUAAAUCUGGACUUGGGGUCUCAAUUCAAAUUUUGUGUUCGUGAUAAGUUGGGACAUUUUGAGCCACUCGAUCAAAUUGCAGCUGCGAAAGAAUGGGCUAGCCGCACAUAUGUCGACGAAACGAGAAUCGCCAUCUGGGGCUGGUCUUACGGAGGCUUUUUGACCUUGAAAACCUUGGAAAAAGACAAGGAUCGUGUGUUCUCGUAUGGAGUCUCCGUCGCCCCUGUCACUCAGUGGAAGCUUUACGACUCGAUCUAUACUGAAAGAUACAUGCGUACUCCUCAGGAGAAUCCAGAGGGUUAUGUUACAGCAAGCAUCUCGGAUCCAGAGAGUUUCAAGGAUGUCACACGAUUCUUGAUCAUGCAUGGAUCCGGAGAUGACAAUGUCCAUUUUCAAAACAGCUUGCGUCUUCUCGAUGAAUUUAAUUUACACUCAGUGGAGAAUUUUGAUUUCAUGGUGUUCCCAGAUUCAGACCACUCAAUCAGCUACCACAAUGGUAAUAAGGUCGUCUAUGACCGUAUUGUGGAUUGGCUCAGACGCGCUUUUGCCAACGACUUCACUCGUUCAAACUCACCCUCUCUCAAUUAG